Thelazia callipaeda (thelaziosis nematode) is the source of this 1095-nucleotide messenger RNA. Lineage: Eukaryota; Metazoa; Nematoda; Chromadorea; Rhabditida; Thelaziidae. The record is from the annotation of a GenBank genome assembly.
AUGGUAGAAGAUGCUGACACUUGUCAAGAUGAGCAAGAUUCUACUCAGACGGCUUCGGAAUAUGCCGAUAAGAGCUCAACAGUUAAACAGUUACCUGGCUACACAGUUACUCCUGUACCUACAAACUGGAAUAUACCUAAAGAUAGGCAUUCGAGAGUGGUUGAAGUUACAGAUACCUUUAUUGACUCAAAAGUAAAUUCUUCUCAAAACGAUAAUCAACGCUUUGAUGGUCGUGUGACAAUUGAAGAAGUAAUGGAUGCAAUAUUCCAACGUACCAAACCUUCAAAAUCAUCACCAUUUCAUGACAAAAAUUCUACUGAACGAGACUCAUUGGAAAGUGAGCAAGUUCGUAAAUCAGGGAUUUACGUUAGAAGCAGCGAAUUAAUGCAACAACUCAUGCGAGAUCCAAGUAAAGCUGAAGUAUUACUUCAGAAUGAACGUUUGUACAUACGCUGUACAAAUUGUUGUCGCGCAAAAGAAUUAUCAGAAGCUCGAAUACAGUAUAUCUCUUGCAAACAUUGCUAUACCUAUUAUUGUUCUCGAGAGUGUCGAGAAGAUGAUUGGUCAAAACAUCGUGAAAUUUGUUCUUUUUCAAGAAUUAAUACUUUAUGUAAGGAAGUAAUCAUAAAGGUUCGAAAAGAUCCAGAAGCCCAGUCUUGCAUGUCAAAGAUUGCACGUGAAGGCUAUUCAACUCUCGGACGUGGUUCCGUGAAUCUUAGAAUUGAUUCCGCGCAAACUGCUCAAUGCUAUGUCACAGAAGGCUGGCAAACCUUUGCUAAUUACGAAUUAAACAAACUGCUUCAUUACUAUACCAUUGCGGCACUAAUCGCAGAAAAAAAAGAGCCAUCGCUGAUUACAUUAUGUCGCCAAUACAAUCCAAAUGAAAAAUUCAUCUUAAGUGUUAGUAUCAUAGCGGAUAUUGAACAGUGCCCUCAUACGCCACCACCAGAACCCGUAAUCAUAGGGCAUACGCAGACAGUACCAUUAAAUCAUCAACGCUCAAUACCAUCGCUUCCCGUACCUCCACUUGUUCCGGGAGAGCAAUCUCUCAUAUCUACCGAUGAAUUUCGCUCUGCAGUGCCUACUAAAGUAUGA